GGCGGCUAGGGGCUCGGAACCCGGUCGGAGCUGCGGGGGGCGGGGAGUGUGGCGAGAAAUGGGGAACAAUGCGAGUGAGCAACUUGAGGAAGUCAUUGUGAAAGAAAGCUGGGAAUUGCUCCGCGGCCAACUUAGCAGGGCACUCUAACAAGUGCCUGCGCGGCCGCGCCCGGGCCGGCGACAGCAGCAACCCGGCGCAGUGCAGCCCAUCCCGGGACACUCGGCCCGGGCAGGCGGAAACCGGGUAGGUCCCGUGGGGUGCAGGAGCCCCAGAUCCCCAGCUGCUCUUCGCGCCCCAGGAUCAGUCUUGGCCCCCAAAGCGCGGCGCACAAAUCCACAUAAUCUGAAGACAAUGGAUGCUGAUGAGUGUCAAGACAUGUCCCAAGUUUCAGGGAAGGAGAGCCCCCCAGUCAGUGACACGCCAGAUGAAGGGGAUGAGCCCAUGCCUGUCCCCGAAGACCUCUCCACCACCUCUGGAGCACAGCAGAACUCCAAGAGUGAGCGAGGCAUGGUUGCAUAUGGGGCUGAUGGCUUUAGGGAUUUUCAUGCAAUAAUUCCCAAAUCUUUCUCUCCCAGUAAUGUUAAAGUAGAGACUCAGAGUGAUGAAGAGAAUGGGCGUGCCUGUGAAAUGAAUGGGGAAGAAUGUGCAGAGGAUUUACGAAUGCUUGAUGCCUCAGGAGAGAAAAUGAAUGGCUCCCACAGGGACCAAGGCAGCUCGGCUUUGUCAGGAGUUGGAGGCAUUCGACUUCCUAACGGAAAACUAAAGUGUGAUAUCUGUGGGAUCAUUUGCAUCGGGCCCAAUGUGCUCAUGGUUCACAAGAGAAGUCAUACUGGUGAACGGCCUUUCCAGUGCAACCAGUGCGGGGCCUCCUUUACCCAGAAAGGCAACCUGCUGCGUCACAUCAAGCUGCACUCGGGCGAGAAGCCCUUCAAGUGCCAUCUCUGCAACUAUGCCUGCCGCCGGAGGGAUGCCCUCACCGGCCACCUGAGAACGCACUCUGUUGGUAAGCCUCACAAAUGUGGAUACUGUGGCCGAAGCUAUAAACAGCGAAGCUCUUUAGAGGAACAUAAAGAGCGAUGCCACAACUACUUGGAAAGCAUGGGUCUUCCGAGCACCAUGUACCCAGUCAUUAAGGAAGAAACUAACCACAGUGAGAUGGCAGAAGACCUGUGCAAGAUAGGAGCAGAGAGGUCCCUUGUUCUGGACAGACUGGCAAGCAACGUCGCCAAACGUAAGAGCUCUAUGCCUCAGAAAUUUCUUGGAGACAAGUGCCUGUCAGACAUGCCCUAUGACAGUGCCAACUAUGAGAAGGAUGAGAUGAUGACAUCCCACGUGAUGGACCAGGCCAUCAACAAUGCCAUCAACUACCUGGGGGCUGAAUCCCUGCGCCCGCUGGUGCAGACACCCCCUGGCAGCUCCGAGGUGGUGCCUGUCAUCAGCUCCAUGUACCAGCUGCACAAGCCCCCCUCAGACGGCCCCCCACGGUCCAACCACUCAGCACAGGACAGCGCUGUGGAGAACUUGCUGCUGCUGUCCAAAGCCAAGUCUGUGUCAUCGGAGCGGGAGGCCUCUCCGAGCAACAGCUGCCAAGACUCCACGGAUACGGAGAGCAACGCUGAGGAGCAGCGCAGUGGCCUCAUCUACCUGACCAACCACAUCACCCCGCAUGCGCGCAACGGGCUGGCCCUCAAGGAGGAGCAGCGCGCCUACGAGGUGCUGAGGGCUGCCUCAGAGAACUCGCAGGAUGCCUUCCGUGUGGUCAGCACGAGUGGCGAGCAGCUGAAGGUGUACAAGUGUGAACACUGCCGUGUGCUCUUCCUGGAUCACGUCAUGUAUACCAUCCACAUGGGCUGCCAUGGCUUCCGGGAUCCCUUUGAGUGUAACAUGUGUGGUUAUCACAGCCAGGACAGGUACGAGUUCUCGUCCCAUAUCACGCGGGGGGAGCAUCGCUACCACCUGAGCUAAACCCAGCCAGUUCCCACAGAAGCACAAAGAGAGCUGCCUAUGCCUCCCUCCUCCCGGCAGCUGGACCCAUGGCAGACAAUGUUGGUUGUGGAUUUGCAGGCGGCAUCUGUUCUUUUAAGUUGGUUGUUUGAGAUUUGAUUUGUGUUAGAAGACCAAGUUUUGAUUGUUAGAGACAGGAUUGCAUUGUAUCGGGAACAUUCAGAACAUCCAUCCUUCUAGACGGUUUUGUUGACUGCUAGCUGAGAUUUUCCUGACACUCCCCAUCCCCCACCCAAAAACAAAACAAACAAAAUUCACAGCCUGAAUUUUCAGAGAGUUGAAUAAAACAAUUAUCCAAGAAGGAGCAAGUGGAUCGUGCCCUAAGCACAAAGCUGUUAUUAAGUUAUAUACUGCAUGGGAACAUGGUGUCUGGACAAGUUGUGCACAGUGCUGCUCUCGGCAAGAAGGGAAGGGAUUGGAAAGCCCUGUAGAGUCCUCAUUUGCCUGGUCACACCCAACCUCCUGAGGCUUGUUGCCCAGUAAGAUGAGCUCAGUGCUCCUGUGAGCAUUUUUCUGUUGUUGCUCCCAUGCUGUUAAUGGUCUCCGAGCUCACUGCUGCAUCUUAGAACCCAAUCCUGAAAUUGAGACCUUACUUUAAACUUCUCACACUGUAAAAGUCCUCAGAAGCCAAAGCAUUCUCUCAAGCCCCAGUCUCAGUUGUCUGGGUUCCUAUUCUUCCCUGGGCUAAUAGCACCUGGGAUGGGGACCCGUGAUCCCCUGGAGCCCAACCCUUCACUUCACUUCAGUCGAAUCCCUGUCCCUAUUACAGUUGUGGAGCUAGCUAUCUUAGUCUGAUCAAUGUCUUUCCCUACUCCCACUGUAUGUUAUUUUUGUUUGAAACCUAUAAGACCAUUGUUUGGAAUGGCCACAUUUAGAUGGAGGAAAUAUAUGAUGCCAGCAUCUCCAUGGCUAAAACACAGAAUAUCCCUGUUUGGUUUUUUU
Molecule: messenger RNA, 2947 nt
Organism: Acomys russatus (golden spiny mouse)
Lineage: Eukaryota; Metazoa; Chordata; Mammalia; Rodentia; Muridae
Gene: Ikzf1
Product: IKAROS family zinc finger 1
Exons: 9
Coding region: 353-1966 (537 amino acids)
Biological process (GO): regulation of transcription by RNA polymerase II
Molecular function (GO): DNA-binding transcription factor activity; RNA polymerase II cis-regulatory region sequence-specific DNA binding
Source: RefSeq, a predicted model, not a curated record